Molecule: messenger RNA, 2504 nt
Organism: Oncorhynchus tshawytscha (Chinook salmon)
Lineage: Eukaryota; Metazoa; Chordata; Actinopteri; Salmoniformes; Salmonidae
Exons: 2
Coding region: 242-1801 (519 amino acids)
Biological process (GO): protein dephosphorylation
Molecular function (GO): protein serine/threonine phosphatase activity; cation binding
Source: RefSeq, a predicted model, not a curated record
ACUCAAACCAAUUCUUACAAUUGAGAGCCUGUCUAUAGUCACAUUUUGGGGAGGAAGUAUCAGCUUCUGACAGCACAUUGUAAUCGUCCAAAACAGAUUCAUCCUACAAUAUAUUAAGCAUGGGAACAAAGUAGUCUACCCAAGUUAGUUAAAAUAUAACCUAACUGUUCUGUUCUCAAGAACUGCUCAGAGUAACUCAUCGGCUACAGCAGGUGGCGUUUGAAAACUCCAAGUUCUAAAGAUGGUACCUCCGCUUUGCUUUCAACACCUCAAACAAUACUGGGCCAUGUACAGGUUAAGACUGAUAAGGAAAAGCUGCUUGACCCAAAUUAAAUUACUUGGCUUUGAUACUAGACUGUGUCAUUCUUCCAGACCUCCAGUAGAUUUGAUCGGUAUCAACUACCCAGCAGAAACAAUCAAUGGGAGAAAAUACAGAGACAACCAUCAGACCAGUCAGAUGCCUCUUUCUAAAAUAAACCACAUCUUAAAAGCUAAUGAGUACAGUUAUAAAGUCAAUGGAUAUGACGGACGAAACUCUGUUAACUCAAUUUUAGGGUUAGAUAGUAACAUCUUGGCAUCAAAUGCUCUGAAUGAGGACCGCAGGAGUGCAGCGACUUGUCUCCAGAGUAGGGGAAUGCUUUUGGGGGUUUUCGAUGGACAUGCAGGUUAUGCGUGCGCCCAGGCAGUCAGUGAAAGGCUCUUCUACUACAUUGCUGUGGCUCUACUCCCAGUGAAGACCUUAAUGGACAUUGAGGAUGCAGUUGAGAAUGAAAGGCCGGUGUUACCCAUGCUACAGUGGCACAAGCACCCAAAUGACCAUACCAGCAGAGACUCUGGGAAGCUUUACUUCAACAGCCUUAGGACAUACUGGCAAGAGAGGAUCGAUCUAGAGGAGGAUGAGGACAGGGACAUCCAAAUGGCUUUGAUGAAUGCAUUCAAGAGGUUGGACAAUGACAUUUCACUUGAGGCCCAGGUGGACUUUGGGGUCCCCUUUUCCCACUUCACCCCUCUUCGGGUGGCUCUGUCAGGGUGCACAGCAUGUGUCGUCCAUGUGGAUGGAGAUGACCUGCAUGUGGCCAACCUGGGGGAUAGCAGGGCCGUGCUGGGAGUCCAAGAAGAGAACGGGACAUGGUCAGCACACACCAUCAGUAACGACCACAAUGCCCAAAACGCAGACGAGUUGCAGAGGGUUCUAUCGGAGCACCCUGCGCUCGAACACAAGACGGUAGUCAAACACGACAGGCUACUGGGCCUCCUCAUGCCCUUCAGAGGGUUCGGAGACAUGAAGUUUAAAUGGAGUGGUGAAAUGUUGAACCGGGUGUAUGAAACAAGACCAGACAUCUUGUCGGCCAAUGAGUUUAAGAUGCUCCCACCUAACUACCACACGCCACCAUAUCUCAUUGCUGAGCCAGAGGUGACAAUCCACACACUGAGGCCAAAGGACAAGUUUCUGAUCAUGGCAACUGAUGGACUAUGGGAGCUGAUGCACAGGCAAACUGUGGUGCAGGUCAUAGGAGAACAUCUGACUGGUCUACACUGGCAGAAACCUGUAUCUGGGCUGUCUUUCACACUGGGACAGAUGCACAGGUUGCUCCAGGAGAGGAAAAGCAGAGCCAUUUUUGCUUUAGAGGAUGAGAACUCUGCAACACAUCUGAUCCGACAUGCUUUAGGGAGUGAUGGCUUUGGUACUGUGGACCCAAGACGCUUGUCGAAUAUGCUCAGCUUGCCUCAGGACCUGGCAAGGAUGUACAGGGAUGACAUAACAAUUGUUGUAAUCCAUUUAAAUAGUGCCAACAUGUAAGCCAAUUAAAGAUCAGACAUUAAGGGGGAUAAGGGGCUCUAUUUUUGGCUGGCGCUAAGAAUGGCGCUCUUGUCAAACUGGGGCUUUGACAUUUUCCAAGAGAGAUGUGAUGAUGCCGGUGACCCUCAUAUUUUGAAAUAUUUCAGUUGUUUUCUGUUCUAUUUGAUUAGACAGUCCUCUGUAGGCUUACCAACUAUAACAAAGCCGAGUUCAACAGCAAUGCUUCAUUGCGUCUUUUUUAUCCUGGCUAUGCAUAUGCCAAGCAGCCUAUCAAGAUUUUAAAAAUUUUUCCUCGUGAGUGCAGUUUUGGAGGUUUAGACAAUUUUCACACCUGCAUAGCCUUCUUCAUUUUGCGUGUUUCUGUAUCUAUCCCCAUUUUCACAUAUACACCCCAGCUAGCACAGUGGAUCUGGGCCGAUUCCGGCUGAGAGUCGGUCUCGGCUGACGUCAUGUGGCCCGAGUCUGGGCCGACUUCGGCAGUAUUACUUAUGACUAGGAUGUGGGGAUUGAGCUCAGGCCGAUUCCGGUGAGAGUUAUCUGGCCCAAAUGUAUUACUUGGGGCUCGGGGCGAUUGGGGCUACUCUCUGGCAGAUAAUUACAUGGGCUGCUUUAUAUAAUUAACAUUUCAUUAUUUAUUUUUCCAUAUUUCCUCAGUUUUUGUGAUCAAAAAAUACCUUUAACAUUUAAAUGAAAUUCUUUUAGA